CCGAGGACCGAGCCCGCAUCUACCUAAAGUUGUAUCUAAGAAGAAUCGGAUCAAUACUGAGAAAGGAAUUGCGAUUUCAAAGCAAAAAGUCCUGCUUAUUACAUUUUAUUGGCCUAUUUAGUUAAGGUAUUUAAAAAAAAAAAAAGUGGGUUUUCUAUCGUGUAAGUGAAUGGCUUCCAGCCGUUUCUACAGGAUCGGAUCGAUAGUAAUACUAUGAAGCUUCCUUCAUCCCCUCUUCUGCCUCGGAGCAUAUGAUGCUGAAAUAUUUGCACGGUAUAUCAUUUCGCUCCUUUGCUACGGGUACUGGCUAUUUCUUCCUUGGCGUCGCUGCCGAGUCUUAUUAUCACCGUAACCAGCGAGAAACUUCCCUUCAUAUUACCGGAUAUCCUAUUGCUACCAGCGACAAGAUGACGGUUCAUAAUCAGGCCAAGACUCCUUUUCAGACCUUAUUCGCUGUGCCGAUGACCUGUGACGGUUGUGUCAAAGAUGUUUCGGAUGCGCUAUAUAAACUCGGAGGUAUCACUAAGGUCGAAGCCGACUUAGAGAAGCAGCUCGUAUCAGUAGAAGGAACCGCUGCUCCGUCCGCAAUUGUUAGCGCUAUUGAAGCUACAGGUCGGGAUGCUAUUCUAAGAGGGUCAGGUGCUUCGAAUAGCGCAGCUGUGUGCAUCCUCGAAACGUAUCACCGCAAUGAGAAGGGUGGUGAUGCAUUGGUGCCUGCUUCUGCUCCGGAGGCAGAUACGGAAGGAUCGGGAAUAAAUGACAGGGAAGUCAGGGGUUUAGCUCGCAUGGUCCAAGUCUCUCCUACGAUAACUCUAGUGGACCUGACUAUCCGUGGAGUUAAGCCUGGUACAUACUCGGCCAGCAUAAGAGAAUACGGCGACCUCAAGUUCGGUGCUACAUCUACGGGUCCGGUAUGGGCAGGCGGGAGUGGCACAACGCAACCCCGGGGGAUCUUAGGUACUAUACAGAUCGGAAAGGAUGGUCGGGGCGCAGUAUUCUUUGACCAUCCCUUCCAGGUUUGGGAAGUGAUUGGUCACGCAAUGGUCGUUUCUAGCCAGCAGGAAGGGAUCACGGAAGCGAAUCUGAGCAAUGAUGAAAACACUGUCGUCGGUGUUAUUGCGAGGAGUGCCGGCAUGUGGGACAAUGAUAAGACAGUAUGCUCGUGCACCGGAAAGACACUCUGGGAGGAAAGGAAGGACGAGGUAAAGAAAGGUAUGAUCUAAGACUUGAACUGGUUCUGUACAGGUUUUGGAUCCGGCAACGUGUAUUGGAGUGGGGAUUGUUCGCAAAGACUAUUGGUAUCCAAUAAACACCGUUGAUACAUAGAAAGCAAGCAACUUUGGAAGUUCAAUUGGGGUUCAAGUCUCGUCGAAUCGGGUCUCCCAGGGGUGCCCGGCUUGUUCAAGAUCCCGUUUAUUCUUACAUCUAUGUGUCUCGACGUUGACAGCGUUUAUGUAUAAUUCCCCUGUCGGUCCCUUAUGCAGGGACAUUCAGGGUCCAACUAUUCCAAGUUUAUUCAGACGGCAAAGAAACCAUUCGUCAUAGCACAAUAUGCAAUGUUGUUAUUGGUAGC
This is a messenger RNA of Daldinia loculata, 1573 nucleotides long. Its product is annotated as Cu,Zn superoxide dismutase-like protein. Lineage: Eukaryota; Fungi; Ascomycota; Sordariomycetes; Xylariales; Hypoxylaceae. The transcript has 4 exons. Gene Ontology annotation, molecular function: copper ion binding; superoxide dismutase copper chaperone activity. The record is from RefSeq and is a predicted model, not a curated record. The coding region runs from base 252 to 1223 and encodes 323 amino acids. Gene Ontology annotation, cellular component: cytoplasm. Gene Ontology annotation, biological process: removal of superoxide radicals.